CCCACCUCCACCCUCGCUCGCGCAUGACCACGUCGCUCUUUACUUCGACGCUGAUGAUAUCGUUUCUCGUCGUCGCAGCACCGCACAUCUUGCCCUGCCCCGUAGACCCACGCACACUUGCCGACUCGGCCGAUCCCACAGGCGAGAGCCGCAGGCGCAGACGACGGAGGAUAUCUGAAGGCGACACCAGCGACGACGCUGUGGGUGAAGAGCCGCGGCAGCAGCAGUUUAUUGAGAGGAAAUUGGCUGCAAAGCGAGAAUGUCCAGUGCCCAAGCCUGGUGGGCUGAUUGGCCAGGUCUUGGGUGUCUAUGACGAAGACAAGGAAGAGCAGCAGCUGUCCAUUGUGCAACGGGUCGAGAAGGCGAUAUGUAGGCCCUGGGGAAAGAGUGGCGGCCAGUAGCGAGUGUCUGGGAGGAAAGCAAUACAGUUGACCGAGUGUCAAAGCGGCAUCAAGACAGGCCAGGAGCGUGAAUCGGCGAAUGCAUGGCAUAUAUCCUACCCGGGGGACAGCUUCAUACUACCACAAGCUCUAGACACGCCACAUCGCAUUAGAGGGAAGGGUUGCAUCUCAAUGCAUAUAGCGGAUAACCAAUUCCGUUCCAAUGGGAGCAGACUUACAUGUACAAAUUCUUAUAUAUAUUCACUUAACACGCAUCGUCAACCAAUCAGACGUAACACC
Messenger RNA from Exserohilum turcica Et28A, 680 nucleotides. RefSeq lists its product as uncharacterized. The transcript has a single exon. Gene Ontology annotation, cellular component: mitochondrial matrix. The record is from RefSeq and is a predicted model, not a curated record. Lineage: Eukaryota; Fungi; Ascomycota; Dothideomycetes; Pleosporales; Pleosporaceae. Gene Ontology annotation, biological process: mitochondrial respiratory chain complex IV assembly. Bases 24 to 401 code for a protein of 125 amino acids.